This is a messenger RNA of Cryptomeria japonica (Japanese cedar), 1944 nucleotides long. RefSeq names its product cytochrome P450 734A1. Gene Ontology annotation, molecular function: oxidoreductase activity, acting on paired donors, with incorporation or reduction of molecular oxygen; heme binding; monooxygenase activity. The record is from RefSeq and is a predicted model, not a curated record. Lineage: Eukaryota; Viridiplantae; Streptophyta; Pinopsida; Cupressales; Cupressaceae. Bases 267 to 1823 code for a protein of 518 amino acids. The transcript is spliced from 5 exons.
UCUCACAUUAAAAUAGUGAAAGAUUCCCUUUUUAAAAACACAUGAAUCAGAAAGAUUCCACAUUAUCCUUUUAAAAACACAUGAAACGGUGGUAUAGAUUCUCUUGUCUGAAGCAGACAAGAGAUCUCGAAAGCAUAAUCUAAGAAUCGUAGAUUCUGAACUGUCAGAGUAGUUGGAGUUGAAUUAUAUAAACAUGACAACAGAAGUGAUCAUACAAUUUAGCAGCAUAGACAUAGUUACAGCAACAGCAUAUUAACGCCUGAAAUAUGGAGUGGGUAUUUUGGGCAUUAGCGGCUCUUUGUGCUGGUUUAGUUUUGUUUUUUCUCAAGAUUGCAACAACGAUAUGGUGGAAGCCCCUGCAAUUGAAAAAGUCGUUUGAAGCCCAAGGAAUCAGUGGCCCUCCAUACAGGCUAUUCUAUGGGAAUUCUACAGAUAUAUCCAGAUUGGUCCAGGAGCAGACAUCCAAACCCAUGCCACUCUCAAAUGACAUACUCCCUCGAGUUCUUCCCUAUUUUCACCAGUGGACCAAAACCUAUGGUCAGGAUUUUAUCUUCUGGUUUGGAUCUCAUCUCAGGUUGGUUGUUACCCACCCUGAGCUUAUUAAGGAGAUAUGUUCCACUAAAUUUGGCAAAUACACAAAGCUUCCAGGUAAUCCCCUUGCCAAACAACUAGUUGGGCAGGGCCUUGUGGGAUUGAGAGGUGAGAUAUGGGCUCAGCACAGAAAAAUAGUCAGUCCUGCUUUUCAUAUGGAUCUCUUGAAGGGUAUGGUCCCAACAAUUGUGAAAAGCAGUGCCAGUAUGUUGGAUGAAUGGAGUAAAUUGGUAUUGUCAGGUUCAUCAGAAAUUGAAGUGCAAAAGGAGUUCCACGAUCUCACAGCAGAUAUCAUAUCCCGCACAGCAUUUGGGAGCAGUUUUACAGAGGGAAAGCAUAUAUUUGAUAUGCAAACAGAACAGAUGAUUCUUACAACUGAAUUACUUCGCAGUGUUUAUAUUCCAGGCUUCAGGUUUCUACCUACUACAAAGAACAGGCAACGUUGGAAUGUGGAGAAAGAAAUAAGAAAAUGCUUAAAACAAGUUAUAGAUGCCAAGAAAAAGACUGCCGCAAUGGAAGAAACUGGUAGCUAUGGUGCCGAUCUGCUUGGUUUUAUGAUGUCUGAAAGUAAGAAGCAGGGGGGAGUCAACGUCAAAAAUAGUGCAAGCCUGAGUACAGAGGAAAUCAUUGAUGAAUGUAAGACUUUCUACUUUGCCGGUCAUGAUACUACAUCACUCUUGUUGACAUGGAGUAUAAUAUUGUUGGGCCUAAAUCAAGAUUGGCAAGAGCGAGGUCGCAGAGAGGUGUUGGAAGUAUGUGGGAGAAACAAAUAUCCAGACGCAGACAGCUUAAGUCGCCUCAAAAUUGUGGGAAUGAUCCUGUAUGAGGCCUUGAGACUUUAUCCACCUGGAGCGCUUCUAUUGCGACAGGCAUGUGAAGCAAUGAAACUCGGAAGGCUAUCAAUUCCUGCAGGCACUGAACUUUUUAUUCCGAUCCUUGCAAUCCACCAUGAUCCUGCUUUGUGGGGAAACGAUGUCAAUGAUUUCAACCCAGGGCGAUUUAGUGAAGGAAUUGCAAAGGCUGCAAAGCAUCCAAUGGCAUUCAUGCCUUUUGGAAUAGGCCCAACUACAUGUUUGGGUCAGAAUUUUGCUUUGUUGGAAGCAAAAUUAGUUUUGACCAUGAUUCUGCAAAAGUUUUCUUUUGUUACUUCACCUUCUUAUACUCAUGCUCCCGUGUAUUCAAUUACUCUACGACCUCAAUAUGGAGCUCAGGUUAUCUUCCGCAUGAGCUAAUGUCUCAGAACAGUACUUCCUAGAAACUCUCCCAAUAUGUAAUCUUUUUUCACAUUUCAGGGCCUGUGGUUAAAUUAGUUUCGAAAAAUGGUUAUAAACUUUGUUAUUAACAUGAAGUUUA